AUGGAGAGCUUACGGGCAGGGCUGGGGCACGUCUCUGCUGCUGGGUUGAGUGUCUGCACCUAUUGUGAAGCCUUUCUGUUCCCAAGGGUGAGCAGGAUGGCGGCAGAUCUAUGGUGCAUUUACUCCAAGCCGGUCCCUGCAGGUGGCAGGGAGCUGCGGGCCCUGUUCCUGCAGUGCUCCUGCCUCGCCGCCGUGGUUGGAGGCCUCUUCUACAACUGGCUCUUUGCUUCCCUGGAGUACUCCUGGCACCUCGCUGUGGUGAUGGCUGUCUCCUUCAGCCUGCUCCUCCUCCUUACCUUGUUCCUGGUGCACCCUGCCCGCUGUGUCUUCAGCAUGAUCAUGCCCACGUUGGGCACCAAGCAAGGUCGGAAGCUCCUCUUGUCAACCUGCGUCAUGAUCGUGGCGGUUAACGUGACCCCGAACAUCGUGAGCAACAUUAAAACCAUUCUGCAGGUCAUCAAGUGCAUCUGCAAGAAUUCCUCCGAGAGCCUGUUGAACUCAACUGCUCUGCUGGGGAUGGCUUCCUGGGAGUUCGGGGAGGAAAUCCAAGCAGCCGGUAAUUCCAUUAAUAUUUGGAGGCCUAUGAACGGGCAUUUUAGGUUUUCACUGCUUCGCAACAGAUCCCUGAUUAACCAGCAGAUGCACCUGGCUGGUGAGAAAGUCAGGAGGGACUUUUUGGCUGUUGAAGAACUGGUCAAAGACUCCGUACGAGCGGGCAACAAACUGGUCGCUGGCUUUUCUGUGCUCUACCUCUGCUUUGAAUCUGCAUGGUAUUUGAAAAAUUACCUCACCAACCUCCGCUUUGACAAUUUUUACAUCACCAAGAAGCUGGAACGUUUAGCCAUGGACAGAAAAGCUGCUCACCUGCUGGGGGGCUCAUCCAAAAACCUCAUUCGGCCCACGGGCCUGAAGUUGUCCCGAGAAGAAGUGCUGCUGUGCCUGGUGCAGGCCCUGCGCCUCACCGUGGCCUUGAUGCUGAUGCUGGUGGUGGUGGCGAUGGACCAUGUCACCUUCAGCGUGGCGGACACAGCUGUGAGGAAGGUGGCUCAGUUCUCCGUGGUGCCCGUCACUCUCAACAUCAAAUACAACGCUAAAAUACAGCUCCUGCCCCAUUUCCCGCCCCAUUUCCCAUUUCAGCUUCCUCACAAAGAAUCGACCCUGCGGGACUUUGAGAAGAGUUAUCACCACUACCUGACCUUCAGCUCUGCCCACUGCAGCAUCAGCCCCCCCCUGCCCCCCAACCCCUCUCUGCUGCUUGUCAUGGGGCUGCUCUUCUGCAUCAUCUACGCCACCGUGUUUCUGGAAGCCUAUGCACGGCGCCUGUGCAGGAAAAUCGCUGCCUCCUUCUUCGAGAGCCGGGAGGAGGAGCGAGCACUUUACCUCUACAGCAAGCUCUCCAGGAAGCACGCGGAGGAGCAAAGCUGCCCGAAAAACUGA
This is a messenger RNA of Cygnus atratus (black swan), 1437 nucleotides long. RefSeq names its product osteoclast stimulatory transmembrane protein (gene OCSTAMP). The record is from RefSeq and is a predicted model, not a curated record. Gene Ontology annotation, cellular component: membrane. The transcript has 3 exons. NCBI's taxonomy places the organism in Eukaryota, Metazoa, Chordata, Aves, Anseriformes, Anatidae. Bases 1 to 1437 code for a protein of 478 amino acids.